CUCCGCCUCAAUCAACUGAAUGUUGACGUUUACCACCAGGAAUGCUGCAGCCAGCUUCUCGACAGCUUGCAGUCUGCUCGUAGAGGUGCACGUCUAGUGCAAUGCAGGCAAGGUGAAGUUGAAUGCAUACAGUAUAGGAAAUGGGUGACAGAAACGAUAGAGUCCCCAUGAUGACGCGCAGAACAAGGAGAUCGACCAUCGGUCCCACGCCAGCCGUGCCCAAUUCAAAACAUGCCAACAACGGUGGCAAGCAAGCUACAGCAGGGGAAAAACCGCCAAGCCAUUUGAGCCACAGCCACGGGAAGGUGAAAGAGGAAAAACGGGCGCACGCGCCAGUCACAACAACGCCACGCUACGAAAGAAACAAAAUAACCGAAAGACUCAGCUGCCAUGUCCUCCAGGAAUCCCUGCUCAGCUCUGCCAGUGGUUACCGUAACUACAGGGGUAUCCUCAACUGGUGUGUAGUCAUGCUGGUCUUGAGCAAUGCACGACUUUUCCUGGAGAAUCUUAUAAAAUAUGGGAUACUGGUGGACCCUAUCCAAGUGGUGUCCUUGUUCCUAAAAGACCCAUAUAGCUGGCCUGCACUUUGCCUGGUCAUCGUUUCAAACGUGUUCAUAAUGGCAGCUUUGUACACGGAGCGAAGGCUAUCAGUGGGCACCAUCUCAGAGACUACUGGAACCUUCCUUCAUUUUGUCAAUCUUACUACCCUCCUUUGCUUCCCAUCAGCCACUGUGCUCACAUUGACCUCCAUGACCCCAGUGGGCGGAGUCUUUGCCCUGGGGGUGUUCACCAUCUUGUUCCUCAAGCUGUACUCCUAUAAAGAUGUGAACAUGUGGUGCAGGGAGAUAAGACACUCCAACGCCCGCACUCUGACCCGCUCCCAGUCCUGUCCAUCUGUCGCCCGGUCCAAUGGUUCCGCUGUACAUGCUCAUGUCUCCUACCCUGGGAAUCUCACGCACAGAGAUAUCUACUAUUUUGUGUUGGCCCCAACUCUCUGCUAUGAGCUGAACUUCCCUCGGUCGCCACGAAUACGCAAGAGCUUCCUGCUCAGGAGACUGUUUGAGAUGCUUUUCUUAAUGCAGUUACUGAUUGGCUUGGUGCAACAGUGGAUGGUACCGACAAUUCAGAAUUCUAUGAAACCAUUCCAGGACAUGGACUUUUCCAGAAUGAUGGAGCGCAUGCUGAAACUGGCUGUUCCCAAUCAUUUAAUCUGGCUCAUCUUUUUCUAUUGGUUUUUCCACUCUUCCAUGAACUUCGUAGCUGAGUUGUUGCAGUUUGGCGACAGAGAAUUUUACCGUGACUGGUGGAACUCGGAGACUGUCACCUACUUCUGGUCUAACUGGAACAUUCCUGUGCACAAGUGGUGUCUCCGCCAUUUUUACCAGCCCAUUAUGAGGAGAGGUGUGAGUAAAUGGGUCGCCCGCACGGCUGUCUUCCUGCUCUCCGCCUUCUUUCACGAGUACUUGGUGAGCGUUCCGCUGAAAAUGUUUCGACUUUGGGCGUUCAUGGGCAUGAUGGCUCAGAUUCCGCUCGCCUGGUUCGUCAGUCGCUUCCUUAGAGGUAACUAUGGCAACGCAGCAGUCUGGAUCUCGCUUAUCAUUGGCCAGCCUGUCGCCGUGCUGAUGUACUUCCAUGACUACUACGUUCUACACUACGUGCCACAAUCAUGAACAGUUGGCUGCAAGCGGAGGAGCAAUAUAUUAUGAUAAAGGAUGCAAAUGUAUAAUGUACAUUUUUAUUUUGAAAGGGACAUUUAUUAUGUUAAGCUAAACCGAAUAGCAAGAAUGUCAUGAGAUGUAAAUUGUUUGGCCUCCAGACACCAUUUCUCUAAUGCACUUAUACACUACAGAGAGAUUUGGCUCCUGUCCUAUCUUGUGCAAUUGUUGUGAAACACUGCCCUGCCAAAGCUAGAACAUUUGUACGCAUUCGUUCUCAGUUGUUUCUUACUUGAAAAGUUAAUACUAUGAAGAUCAAUGCAAACAACCUGCCUGCCUAUCAGUGUGCUGCUUUUUGACAUGUUUGACAC
Esox lucius (northern pike) is the source of this 2026-nucleotide messenger RNA. RefSeq names its product diacylglycerol O-acyltransferase 1a (gene dgat1a). Gene Ontology annotation, biological process: triglyceride biosynthetic process. Gene Ontology annotation, cellular component: endoplasmic reticulum membrane. The transcript has 17 exons. The coding region runs from base 141 to 1670 and encodes 509 amino acids. Gene Ontology annotation, molecular function: diacylglycerol O-acyltransferase activity. The record is from RefSeq and is a predicted model, not a curated record. Lineage: Eukaryota; Metazoa; Chordata; Actinopteri; Esociformes; Esocidae.